Messenger RNA from Lachancea nothofagi CBS 11611, 219 nucleotides. NCBI's taxonomy places the organism in Eukaryota, Fungi, Ascomycota, Saccharomycetes, Saccharomycetales, Saccharomycetaceae. The record is from the annotation of a GenBank genome assembly.
AUGAGCUCCUAUACCGUUCUUGUAGCAUUUUUCGCCGUUGCAUUAGCCAGUGUGAUAUUUUGGUUCGUGGCUCCCAAAGAAAACCGAACCGUCUGGAGAAGUACGGUUAUUUUGUCGAUGGCCAUGAUGUUUUUGAUGUGGGCUUUCACCUACCUUGCGCAGUUACACCCAUUGGUAGCACCACGUCGGUCUGAUUUGAGACCUGAGUUCGCUGAAUGA